AUGCACGGGAGUUGGAUUAAUAACAAAAUCAAAGAAAAACAAAUUACUGAAUAUAAAUUUGAUGACUUUAAAAAGUUUAAAAAGAUUGGUAGUGGGGCUUAUAGCAGUGUUUUUAAGGCAAUAAUUAGUAAUGAAAAUACCGAGGAAAUAUAUGCAUUAAAAGUUUUUGAGAAUAGCACACUUAUUAGCAAAGAAAUUGAGAAUGAAAGUAAGCAAAGUGAUCGACCAUCUAUUAAUGAAGUAUAUAUUGGAUUAAACAAUAUUAAUGCUUCUUAUCAAGAUAUUCUAUUUACCAAACUUGAUACAUUGGAAUUUAGAAAAUACAUUGAAACUAUUUUUAAUGUAUCUUCAGAAAUUUCAGAACCCAUAAAAUUUAAUGAUAAUAAUGAUAAUGAACAAGACCCCAAGAUUAUCUUUUUAGAUAAACUUUAUCUAACUUUUUAUGAUAAAUUUAACAAAGGACUAUCGGUUCCUAGUACGAUUAAAAAUUACAUAUCUGAGAAUGGCGAAACUGAGGAUAAUAUUUUAAAAUGGUUAUAUCUUAACAAAAAUGAGCCAAAAUAUAUUUGCCUUCGUGGGAUAUUUUAUAUGUGGGGUAUUGGUACAAAAGAAGGAAAAGAAAGUUCUAUGAAUGUUCUUAGUCUAUUCCUUGAUGCAGCGAAUAGAAACGAUGUCGUUGCUCAAUACUUUGCUGGAAGAUGUUACGAAGUUGGCUGGGACGCCAAGAAAAAUAUGAGAGAGGCAAUUAAAUGGUAUCACAAAGCAACUAAAAAUGGAUGUGCUGCAGCAGAACGAAUUCUUGGAGAUUAUUGUUAUAAAUGUCAAGAAUAUUCCAAAGCAUUUACAUUACUUCAAAGCGCAGUUGGAUUUACAUUACUUAAACAAGCUGCUGAUAAAGGAGUACCAAAUUCAUCAUACGAACUUGCCCGAUGUUACGAAUUUGGCAAAGGAACAGUAGAAAACUUCAGUGAAGCACUUAAUUGGUAUCAAAAAGCUACAGAUGAUG
This is a messenger RNA of Racocetra fulgida, 1006 nucleotides long. Lineage: Eukaryota; Fungi; Glomeromycota; Glomeromycetes; Diversisporales; Gigasporaceae. The record is from the annotation of a GenBank genome assembly.